Wasmannia auropunctata (little fire ant) is the source of this 4581-nucleotide messenger RNA. RefSeq lists its product as uncharacterized. Bases 642 to 4196 code for a protein of 1184 amino acids. The transcript has 2 exons. The record is from RefSeq and is a predicted model, not a curated record. Lineage: Eukaryota; Metazoa; Arthropoda; Insecta; Hymenoptera; Formicidae.
GUCCGUUGGCAAAUUGUAUUGUAAUCGAUCGUUCCGUGAAUCAUGCGGUCAGAGUGAACAGAUAAUCAAAAAAAGUGGCGAUUUAUACAUACCACGUGUGCAAAAAGAGAUCCUUACGAAACAUUGCAAUCGACCAGAAUUCGGCGAGAUAAACUUAUAUAUAUAUCUCGCCGGUCAGACGUAUGAAAAUACGAAAGAUAAUCAGUCAGUACGUGCGAGUAACGUUUACGAUUAGUUAUAUACGAACGGUAUCGUCGAGUUACGCGUUCUUCGGCCGAAGACGAAGUUGCAUUUGUGCAUCUGGCGAAAAACGAUCUUCUGUUUUUUUGUCGUUUUGCGCAUUUUGAAGAUACAAACAUACAAAUUCAUGCAGUGGCUGCGUUGCGUUUUUCAUUCGAACAUUCAUUAUUGAGAUGUUAAAUUCGCUGUGAGCGUCGAGUCCUCUGCAUCGAUUUGACCUUCGACUUAUCGAAACGGAACAAACAAGAUCAUUGCUUGGAUUCGCUCGACCAACGGUAACAACGGUUUCAUCAGAUAACGCAAGAGGAUAAAACGAAGAUUCACGUUAUUUAUGGGAUAUAGAAUAUAUAAAAUAUUUUCAUUUUGCUUUCUUUGCCCGUACUUUGUCUUUAAGUGUCACGAUGAAUUACGAAAUACCUUGCGACUUACAGAUGCCCUAUCUGCGGGCGAUUCAAAAGAUACCAGGCAAUACUGCCAGUGAGAAAUGGCGUUGGAUCGGUAGAUUGACUUUCCAUCAGGUCAGCGGGGAUCUUGAACAACUUCCGUCAGAAUUGCUGCCUAUAUUGCGUGUAGAAACUGCCGUUAAGAAGAAGAAACACGAGGAUAUAACUUGGGCGCUCAAGUGCGAAGACUUGACAAUAAUAAACCGAGCUCUUAAAGCCUCUUGGUUUUUUGAUGGCAGUCACAAAAAGAUCGUUAACAUUGCGUAUUUCUGCGAACGUCUCUUCCCUUACGUUUCCGUAAACACGAGGACGCGUAUUGUGAUUACACUUGCGCAUCGAUUGUCCGGCAAAGAUCCAGUUUACGCGCAGGAAAUGUUCACGGCAGUGGCAUCUAUUUACAGCGUACAAGCCGCUUACCCGUUGAUCAUGGCUUGCGAUGAGGAUUUUGCUUAUAAAAUAAUUGUGGAGAAGAAACUCGUGCUGCCUGUUGAAAUUGUUAAAAAAAUCUUCCGCAAGAAUCCGGAUUUGAUAGUGCGUUUUCUCAAAUUAUUGAAACCUUGCGAACUAAAUGCAACCGAGCACACUCCCUUCGCGAUCGGCAUCGAAAGAUACAAAUGUUUACUGCCUAAAUUGAUAAAGAAACGAUUGGAAGCUUUUGUGGAAUUGUGUGAGAUACAUGAAACUAAUCCACCGAAUAUUGUUUUGAGCAAUACGUGUGCCGAAAUAUUUCUGAAAAAAGCUCGCCAACACCUGAUAAAAAAGCCACUUUUAUACAUCUCCAUUUUACCACUCAAUAAGAUCAACGAGGAUUUAAUGGAGAAAAUAUUUCCAGGUCUGUUGCCCACAGAAAUUUCUUUCUUUGACACAGAUAGUAUGCUCAAUUAUUUGAAGCAUUAUCCACGUAAUAAACAAUACGAUUUGCUUUGUAAAUCAUAUAAGAGUAAAUACGAUGCUGAUCUUCUCAAAGCGACGAAAAACAUUACGCCUGCUUUAUUACAACUAUUACCUGCCGAGGAACGGAUCAAACAGGCUAAAAUAAAAAUCGAGAUGCAGAGUUUAAAGACUAAUCAUUAUGAAUAUACAAUGGAAUAUGAAACAGCUUGGAUUUGUUAUUUACCUGUAAACGAAGCCAUACCGGUUAUCAAGGAAAAAAUAAAUAAUACUCCAGAUGAAAUAAACAGAUUGGGUCUUCUUUUGCAAAUGAUUUACGUUUGUAAGGUCAAUGAGGACGAUAAUGCGUUGUCCGAUACUUUGACAUAUUUCUUAAAAAGACAUAAAAACGAAAGCGAUUGGCUAUUCCAACAAGUAUUUCAACAACUUCUGCUAAUAUACGAUUUACCUCAUUUAAGUGAAAAGCAGAUUUCUCUUGUACUAGACAUUGUUCGAUUGUUGUACGUAAAAAAUAUAUCCAUACCGGAAGAAAUACUCUCGGCUAUGAUACAUUUCAAAUUUAUACACAAUAUACCAAUUGAGGAACUGAUCGAUAUAUUUCUAGAAAAUAAUUAUUAUUACGUAAACUUUAACAUUCUCACAAAAUAUCCACAGUAUGAGAGACAAUGUCUCGUAGCUUUCGCAAAUAAAAUUCAAACAAAAUCUUUUAAAGAUCUUGAUCAAAGAGAAAAUAACGUUUGCCGACUUGUUACAGCAAUAUACGAUUUCAAUGAUAGAUGUAAAAAGUUGCGCAUCAUGAUAGAAAAAAUGACAAUUAGAGAUUAUCCUGGGCUACUGGAUAUUAUUCACGAAAUAAUAUGUUCCGGAAGAAAGUCAGACGUGAAAAAUGUAUUGCAAAAGAAUGAACCCGAAUUAUACCACAGUUGGUUCCCUUCAAAUAUCGUGGAUGUAAUGUCAGGCGCGGCGCUCACUUUAUUAAAACGAGAUUUGCAAAACAUAUUGGACAAUUGGGAAGAAUAUUUAGCAGACUGUUUGAAGAACUACCAUCUCAAACACGUACAACACUUUGUCAGGGUUACACGUUGGUGUAAAGACUUACCCAUUAAAUUUGCUGAGCGUUGCAUGAAUUAUGUUCACGAUAAAAAUAUAGACAAAACAUCGCCCAGCGUAGUUAUUUUGGCCAUUUUAUUUUAUGGUGAUGAAUUGACAAAAUUAAUCGAACCUCUUAUACCCACAGAAACAGCGUUAGAUAUUAAUCAUCCGAAUGCUAAAGAUAAUUAUAAUAUCAUACAAAAUUUACCACUGAGCAUGAGACUUUCCAAUCCACCAGUGCCUCUCGAGCUCGUAGUUACAUUGUGCGUAGGAGAUUACUUGUUAAUAGCUCUGAAGACUCUAACAAACGUAAGUAGGCGGACUUCUUUGCCGAAAGUGAUAUCAGUUGUACAAAAGUUGAUGAAUAUGCGUGUGAGCACACGAAAACACGGGAUUAGACUGAUGUAUUUAAUAGCUUCUGAGCGAGAACUUAUGGAUUUUCUUCAGAAAACUUGGGCAACCGAAAGCCAUUAUUCAAUACGACAAGUUUUGUUCAAGAUAUUUCAGAAAUUAUUCCUCGCAAAGCCAAAUCCCGAAACCUGGUCCCUAUAUUGUCAAACGAUGUCGACGUUGACUCUCGAGGACAAAGCGCUGCUUUUAGAAAUGAAACUGUUUCCCGAGAUCCCUAAUGAAUAUGUCAUGAAAUAUCUCGAUCUGUGGCUCGAAACGAUAGACGAUCUUGAAAAAAUGGGACUGGACAAUCAGGAGGCAAACAAAUACAUUGCCAAUUAUUUGACCGUGCUUACUGAAUCCGUUUUCAAUCUUCUUUCUGAUAAAUUUGCCAAGAAUAUACUUCAAAGGUUUUUGUUCCAUAUGAAUAGUGAUAUAUCCAGCGCAGCGAGACGCUUUACGAUAUCGUACAUUUUAUCAAAAGAUCAUGAUAAAUAUGCAGCACGUAUCAAAGUAUUUGCCGAUGUCUUUCAGAACAAAGUGAAAACUUAUUGGAAUAUGUCCCAUCCUAAAAAAUUACACUACUACCCAGUUAACAAAGCCGUGCAUUUAUUUCUAGAUGAUUUUGUCGUUAGCUACAUGGAUAAGUUUUGCUUUAAUAAAUCCAUAAUUAAUCCGGAAGUCAUUGAUAACAUGCAAAUGAUAUUUUCAUCUAUCUUGUCACCUAAACAAGACGCAAAGUCUUAUUUGCUGUUGGUAUACGCGAAGAAGUUGCAAGAAUGUACAUCAACCAAGGACUCCUUUGGCCUGAGACUUGGUCAACAGUUGCACGAAUUAAUCGACAUCUUUUCAUCUCUACUAAUUUCAUCAAUGGCCGAGAUUCUCAAGUACUUCCUAAGCAGAGUAUAUAAACGUUCCGAUUUGGAAGAAGUCAAUCUGAGUGUUAUAGAAGGCCUUGUUGAAGCUGGCAAUACGGAUUCAUGUUUUAUGGCUGUAAUGAUGUUACCGUCGACGAUCCAGACAAAACACGUGGCAAGAUAUAAUCGAAUCAUCGAAAAGUUUCGAGAAAUGCAGAAGGAGCCUAUUACAAUCAUUUUAUACAAUUAUUUGAACGAAACGGAUUUGGAAAUUACUGAUUAAACAAAUCGAAGGAACGAAUAAAUAUGUGCAAGAUAUACACCCGUUUUAUAUGGCUGUGGCAAUAUUAUAUCAUCGACGAUCCAGACGAAACGCGUGGUAAGGCAUGAUCGAAUCAUCGAAAAAUUCCGAAGAAUGUAUUAGGAGCUACUAUCACGACCGUUUUAUACAAUUUAUGCAAUCAUUUUAUACAAUCAUUUAAACGAAAUUAGCUUGAAAAUUAAUAACUAACACGUUUGCUGUCCGUCAUGCGUGAUACUGACCUAUCACAGUAAAAUUAUGAGAAAUCUCAAAUCGAAAUCAGCUAAAUAUUAAACACUGUUUUAAAAUGUUGUGAAAUAGGCUUUCAGAGGUGUUUUUUCAGAUGGGUAGUAAACGUGUUAAAAAA